Messenger RNA from Schistosoma guineensis, 8790 nucleotides. The record is from the annotation of a GenBank genome assembly. Lineage: Eukaryota; Metazoa; Platyhelminthes; Trematoda; Strigeidida; Schistosomatidae.
GACUGAUUUCUGAUUGCUGUUGGAUUGUGUCGGCUUUUUGUCGGUUUUUGGUGUAGAAAUAUAUUUAUGAUCUCAGAUGACUUGAAGUACUGUAGAAUAGGUACUGGGAGGGAAUCCAGUGUAGAUAUCCGUCUAAGGUAAGUUAACGUCCCAUUCGUGUAAACGUGGGAAACCGGGCGUUAUAACAGAUACUUAUGACAUAAAUUUCUGUGUAUUACUGUUUGCGCAAGCCGAAAACCACUGAAGAGUAGAAAGCUCUUGAUGGUAUACUUAAAUGAAGCUCCUCCUGUGGUUCUUCUAGAGUUACUGCUGACCCCGAGUCCGGGUAAAGGUAGAGGGUUGGGAUGGGGUCGGCACCCCAUCCCGUAGUAAAAGGUCUUGCUAAAAAACGCCAACCAGAUUAGACAAAUCAAACCAUUUAAGCUCUGCCCUGGAAGUUAAGGGAAAAAUUUUGACAGUUCAUUGUAAAAGCCGAGAUUCUACGGAAGUCAUGAGGCCGAUGCUCCUUCUAACAACCAGAGCGACAAUUUUUAUAGAUAUAUGGAAUAUCCAGACAAUGUGGGAGGCCGGGAGGAUCAGUCAAAUAGCAACGGAAAUGAAGAGAUACAACUCGGCAGUACUCGGAAUCGGCGAGACCCAUACGACGCAAGCUGGGCAGAAAAGGCUAGAUACAGGAGAGAUGCUGCUAUACUCCGGUCACAAAGAGGAAAAUGCUCCACACACUCAGGGAGUUGCUCUGAUGUUGUCCAAAGAAGUACGAAAUGCACUUACGGGAUGGGAAUUUCAUGGAUCGUGUAUCAUCAAAGCAUCCUUUAAAACAAAGAAGAAGGGAAUCACAAUGUACGUUAUCCAAUAUUAUGCACCCACAAAUGAUGGAAACGACAACAAUAAACAUCAGUUCUACUCGAGGCUGCAAUCAAUCAUAGCGAAGUGUUCAAGAAAGGAUCUCACCAUCCUGAUGAGUGACCUAAACGCUAAAAUUGAUAUGGACAGCACUUGAUAUAAAGAUGUCAUGGGACGACAUGCAAUGAGAGAAUGGAACUAGAAUAGCGAGAGAUUUGAGCCUUCAACAAAAUGGUUAUAGGUGACACAAAAAAUUCAGAAGGUCAGUGAAAGACGUGAAAACAAGCAGAGAAGCUGAUAUAGCUUCAUAUCACCACCUAGUAGUUGCCACGAUGAAACCAAAGCCUAAGAAAAACUGGACAAUCGGAAAAACACCAUUACAAGGGUUCAAUACAGCCUUCGUACGAGAUACCAAUAAAUUCAACGAAUUCAAGAUAAAUCUCAAUAACAGGUUCCAAGCCUUACAGAACCUAUUGAAAGAAGAAGAAAGUAAAACGGAGGACAACUGGAAAAGGACCUCCAAUGCAGAGGUUUUCAUAAUCCAGUCAACCACCAGAAGAAAGAGGAAGGGUGACAGCAGGCAGCCUAAUCUGACUACGGUCCUUACUUGGAAUGCAUCUGUCAGCUGUCUUCCAUGCACGACUUUGCAGUAUAGUCCGACAUAUGAAUGCCGUAUGGUGUUGACGAUCUUCUCAGCUACUCAUACCACAGUGUCUAAGAAGGUUCAAUGAGGUUUUCCUAUCCACACUGUUAAACGAUUUCUCAUAGUCAACAAAGUUGGUGUUUAAUAACGAGUUCCAUUCAACUGAUUGUUCAGUAAUUAUCCGUAGUGUCACGGUUUGGUCUACGCACGACCGAUACACACGGAAUCCGGUCUGUUAAUCUCGAAGCUGGUCGUCUACAGAAUCUUUCAUUCGGUUCAGCAAUACUCUGUUGUUAACGUUUCUUAGUACCGAUGAUAGUGUGAUGCCUGUGUAGUUCUUACACUUGCUCACAUCUCCUUUCUUUUGUAUCCUGAUGAGAUGUCCUUCUUUCCAGUCUGUCGACACUUGUUUUUCGAUCCAAAUCUUUCAGAAAAGAGCACGGAACAUUAAUGCAAUUACCUCCAUUCCUGGCUUUUGUGUUUUAGCCUGCAUGUUUUUCGAUCCUGCUGCUCUCUCACUCGAUAUGUUUUAUGAUAAUGGUGAUUUCUUCGGCUGUUGGUGGAAUGACAUCUUUAGGAAGGAAUGUGUGUGUGUUUCUUUGAUGUUCGAUAAGUCCAGUGGAGCUGGCCUAUUGAAGAGUUUCUCAAAAAGUUCUACUCACCUGUUUCUCUGUUCUUCAAUCUCAGUGAUUGGCUUUCUUUUUUAUGUUUGACUAGUUGUUCUGUUUUACUCUAUUUCUCUACUAGUUUUUUCGUUGUAUCAUAUAGUUGUUUCAUAUGUCCUUCUCUGACAGCUUUUUGCACAGUCGUUGCUAGGUCUUUUACGUACAUUCCCCCCCCCCAAAAAAACUGAUUGAAUGCAGUCCAUAACACCCACAACCUUAAUAUUCAAAUCUUUACAACGAAGUUAUGAUUGCUGUUAGCAUUUGAAAAAAACAACAUGUAUAUUUAAAUCCCUUAAGUGAACGGUUUCGUAUUCAUUUAUCAUAUCAUGUUCAUUAUGACAUUUUAGUUCAUACGUACAAUUGAAAUCAUGAAACCAAUAUAAAGCAGAAAUAAAUCAAUAAAAUUAUAGUGUUAUAUGAAUAAAUUGCUGUCAGUAUUUAUGAAAAUGAAAUAAAUGCUACUUCUAAAAGUUAUUAUCAUUAGAUAAAAUAUAUAAAAUUACUACCAAAUAAUGAAGAAUAUUGAUUUAGUGUAACUUGAUACGUAACUUUUUACAUUAAAAGAAAAAACAUCAUUCACACAAUAGAAACUAUUUGUUUUGUUAUAUCCACUUGGAUUUUAUUUCCUUUAAUGGAUGUGACCGAUAGAUUAAUUUUAUCAACCAGCAUUUAAAAUAUGUUACAUUAUAAUUUCUUUCGAAAAACAUUUCCCACUUUUAUAUACGUUUAAAAAAGCCGUUUAGAAAUUUAUUUAUUUUUCCAUUUUUCCAUCGUGUAACAUCAGAAAGGAAUUGUGUUUAACUGCUGAUUUUAAUAUGUUUCAUUAUAUUCAGAAAUAAAUUUUAAUGACUUUAAUUAUAUGGGUAUGUCUAUACAUUAAUAAUGUUUAACAGGUCACAUUGGAACAGGAGAAAAAUGAAAAGAAAAAAUUGGAACAUGAAUUAGAUGAAUUAACUAGAAAUUGUGAAAAUGUAAGACAGCAAACAAAUGGACAACUUGAACAAGCAAAUCAAAAAAUCACCAAUUUAAUUAAUCAAAUAGACGAAUUAAACAAACAACUUUCUGAUAAAGAUAGAACAAUUGAUAGUUUACAACGACUACGUACUGGUCAAACUUUGUGUGGACGUAAAGAAGGGGCAGAUAUCAAUGAUCCUUCUUCAAGAGCGCUUGUUGAGGAAACUCAAGCAUUAUACCAGACACUCAGAGAGAUUUCUCAGUCUGUACUUAAUGAUGAAAUCGUGCCAUCUGAGCCCUUUGGUGGUGUUGAAAGUUGUUUUCAUCAGUCGAGAUCCCGUUCACCAUGCUAUGCUUCGAAUCCAAAGAUGAUAACUAAUAGUUUCCAUAACUCAAGGGCAGGAGCGUAUGGUCGCACCGGAUCACCACCACCACCAGUUAACAGUACAAGUGCUUGUUAUUGGGGUGAUUCAGCAUUAUCUGCUGUUCAGGCUGCACUUCGUAAACGUGGACUCCAAGUUUCUGAAUUAACGGCCAAGCUGAACAACACUAAAGAUCAGUGUGACUCGGUUAAACACCAGUUAGACGAUAGUGAAAAUGAAAGAAGAAACUUAGAACGUCAACUAAUGAAUAUGCGUGCAGAACUGGACAAUAUACGAAGAGAGAAAGAAGAUAUGGGAAGAGAAGUAAAACGAAUUACAGCAAAUGUUCAAACUCUGGAUAACGAAAGAGCCGAUCUCGAAAGAUUACAUACGAAUACAUCUGACGAACUAAAAAGCUUGCAGAGUGAACUCGAACGUGUUCAAAAUGCUUAUAAUGAGUUGCGUAAAAACAGAGACACAUUAGAAGGUGAAUUAAAUUGUGCUCAGCGUGAUGCUGAAAGAUGUUUAAGAGAGUCUGAACGUUGUCAACGUUGUAUUGAUACACUUGAGGAACGUUUAUCAGCUGAGCGCGAAGAAGGAACAAAUUUACGAAGCGCCCUUCAGAAAGCCAAAUUAGAAGCUGAGAUCAAAGCCAAAGAAUUAGCAGACAUUCAAGACGCUCUAUCAAGAGCUGAAACACGCAAGGCAGAACAGGAAGCUGAAAUAGUUCGACUACGAUCAGAUGAAGCGGCACUAGGUGAACAUUUGUCCAAGUGCCAGAGUAAAUUAGAAGAGGCCUCCAACAAGAGGUCAAUUCUGCAGAGCCAAUUAAGAAAUCAGGAAGCGGAAUACAACCAGCUAGCAUCUGACUAUCGAAAUGCUGAUGCAGAUCGUUCUAGCCUGAAAGAAGAACUUAUUCAAAUGGAAUCACAAAAAAAUGAACUGAUUUACGAAAAGAAUAGCAUUUCUCAAUCUUUAACCAUAUCUGAAGCUGCUCGUGAAAGACUGGAAGAAGAAAUCACCAGUCUGAACAGAGAAAAGUUAGAAAUUACGGAGCAACUGAAUGCUGUUACAAGACAAAAAAAUGGUCUCACUAAUGAACUUAUCCAAAAGAAUAGAGAUUAUGAACGAAUUCGUGAUGUCAUCGGACGUCUGAAUAGAGAAAAAGAAGACUUGACAAAAGAGAAAGGUGAACUUUCGACACAAGUCACUGCACUUAGUAGAGAAUUAAAUCAAACUUGCGAUUUACUUGUAGCGAGUAAAAAAGAGCAUGAAAAUUUAGACGCUGAUUACUAUCAAGCCAAGCAACAAAUAAUGCAAUUGGAAACUAAAAGAGAUUUAUUAGAAAAUGAGUUACAAGAGCAAAAUCUAAAACGAGAAAAUUUGUUGGUUGAACUGAAACGCACUCAGGCCGACCUUCAACACGAAAUUGAACGUGGACUUCAGGCUCGUGAGCAAGCCUCACAGGCUUUACAGAAACGUGAAGAUGAAUUGCAAGGGGCGAUGAAACUAUCAAAAGAGGCAGCUGAAAUCGAAAUAUCCAGAUUGAGAAAUCAGUUGACUGAAUGUAGACAAUUGUCUGAUAAGGAGCUAAGGGAUCUUACACUGAAUCAUAAAGAAGCUAUUAAAGACCUUAUAAAUCAGAGCGAACAAGAUAAACAAGAUUUCGAUAAUGAACUCAUGAAACUUCAAAGGGAAAAAGAUGAAAUAACUUUGGCAUAUGAAGCAGAGAAACAAAAUUUAUUAUCGUUCAAUGAACAAGAGCGAGUUAACUUAAAUGAACGAUUAAAUCAUUCAUUACAACAAAUUAAAGGAUUAGAAUCAGAAAUAGAUAGAAUUAAACGCGAAGCUUCAGCUCGUCAUGAACGUGAUGAUAUGGCCAAAGCCGAUUUGACACGGGAACUGAAAGAAUUCCGUCAACACUAUGAAGAGACAUGUGCAUUACAUGAACAGGCAAUGAAGAGCGCUCAAGCAAAAUCUGCUCAGCUAGCUACUGAAAGAGAUCUAGCAAGAAAUGAAGUGAACGAAUUAAAAAUGCAAAUAAAUUUAAUUGAAGAAGUUCGAGAUGGAUUACAAAAAAAUAUCUCAGAAAUAUCUCGUCGUUUAAAAGAAACAGAUGAAGCUCGAGAAACACUACGUAAAGAAAUUAUUGACUUACGUAGAACUCUAGCUGAAACGCAGCGUGACCGCGACAAUCAGGAAGAAGCCAAAGAGAAUCUCGUGAAACGAGUUCAGUCUCUAGAGACUGAGCGUGUUGAACAAAAUAGAGUACUAACUGACCAACAACAACAAAUCUCUGCUUUUGAAGAACAAAAAUGUGCCGAUAGCAAGGAGAUUGGUGAGUUGCGCUCAAGUGUUCGCGAAAGUGAGAAAGGACGUCUUGAUGUCCGUCGUGAUCUUCAAGAAGUUAGACGUCAACUUAAGGAUAUGCAAUCAGAUCAUGAAAGGCAGACUAAGGAUUUAAUGGAAAUGCAGUCUAGAAUAACACGGGAGGAAGAAAAAAAUGAAGAAUUACGUCAAGAAAAUACCGUCUUGAAACAACGUAAUGGUGAAAUAGACGCUUCUCGUUCUAAGCUACGGAAAGAGUUAUCCACUAGUGAAAGAAAACUAUGUGAUCUACAAGAGCUAUUAUCUAGUAGAGAACGAGAAUACAAACAAGCAGCAGAUCAUGCAAACUGCGAAUAUCGUCGUCUAACGGACACAAGAAAUCAAUUAGAAGUGACCGCUGAGGCUCUGAGUAAUGACUUGGCGGAAGUAAGAUUGGCUUUAAGUGGAGCUGAGGGUCGCGUGAGUACUUUGGAAGCUCAGUUGGCAAAAAGUGAAUCGAUACGAAGAGAUUUUGCAUAUAAGCUGGCAUGUAUACAUAGUUCCCUUCGUAGACUUAUUGGCUAUAACCAAGGUCGCCAUCGAUCGAAAACUCCAUCAAGAAUCAGAGAUUCAACUUCCGUUUCACCUGUUCGUAAACUAAAAACAGGAACAAGUCCAAUAAAUAGUCGUGAUAACUCUCCUGUAAAAGAUGGUGUUAGUGAUUCUAAAUUGUCUAACGUAUCAAGAGUAUAUCCUAGUGAUGGAUCGUUCAAUGCAUCUGACCUAGAUCCUGAAGCAGUUCGUUUGGCUUUACGCGACUUUGUACAGAAAUAUUCCUCAGUAAAACGAGAUUACGAAGAUGCGCAAGCACAAAUCACAUCUCUUCAUUCUCGAUUAAACGAACAAGCUGAACAGACUGAACAGUGGGCUCGAAGACUUCACCAACUUCAGCAGGCUUUGUGUGAAGCUGAAGCAGAUAAGAAAGGAGUAGACGGAAGAUUAUCUACUACUCAAACUGCUCUUAUGCUUCAAGAAGAAACCUUACGACAAAAUGAACGUGACAGAAAAAUAAUGGCAGAUAAAAUAAGUCAACUAGAAAGACAGAUAUCUGCCAUAGAAAAUGAGAGACAUGAGGAUCAGGAAAAAAUAAUGCAUUUACGUCAAACUGGAGCACGCUUUGAAGAGGAGCGACGUCUCAGUCGAAGAGCUUUGGAUGAUGCUGAAAAUCACAUCACACAACUUGAAGUAACUAGACGAUCAUUAGAAGGUGAAUUGCAACGACUCAAGAUGUGCAUCAGUGAUAAGGAAGCUGAGAAUCAAAUGCUUGAGGACAGAUGUCAAAACCUUUGCAAACAAAUACAGGAUUUAGAAUCGAAAUCACAGUCAUUACAACUGACAGUUGAUCGUUUAAGUACAGCGUUAUCUAAAACAGAAGAGUUAGAAAGUGCAAGCAAAGAUAAAAUCCAACAACUUAAUUCAAGUCUUUCAGAUCAUAAUCAAACCAUAUUAGAAUUACAAGAACGUCUAGCGCAUUUACAAAAAGCUCUAACGAAUUCAGAACAUGAUAGACGAAUAAUACAAGAGCGAUUAGAUAAUACACGUAGUGUGUUGCAUGAACAAAAACAUCAAAACCAACAGUCAUGUGAAAGAAUACAAUCAUUACAAAGUGAGUUGGCUGAUGCUGAAUUGCGUCGAGGAGAGCUUGAAAAUCAAGUUCGUCAAACAAAUAAUACUUUGGAUAAACGUCAAGAAAAUGAACAAGAACUCAAUAAACAACUUCAAACGCUUUUAAAGGAAAGACAAGAACUAUUUGACAGAGUGUCCUGUUUACAGCGCAAUUUAACAGAUGUUGAAAAUAUGCGUGAUCACUUAAUGAGAUCAAGUACCCAUCUAGAAAAAGAUAGGCAUAAUCUUAAACGACAUUUAGAAAAAGCCGAAAGAGAAAAACAACAAAACGAAGAAAUUGUGAAUAAGAAUAAUCUUGAUCGUACGGAGUUAGAAAUAACAUUACGACGUCUGGAAGAAGAGAAUUCAAAUAGAAGAAAGCAGAUUCAGUUCUUACAGUCCAAAUUGGUUGAGAUGGAACAAGCUCAUGCUAAACACCUAAAUGAACUAGCAAGUCGACAUCGAGCAGAAAGUGAAUUGGAACUAGAAAGACUGCGCUGUGGCAAAGCUCAAGCUGAACGUGCACUUGAAGCACGCGAACGCGCCCACAAACAGCGUGUUAGAGCUUUGGAAGAUCAAGUUGUACAGUUAAAAGUUAAGCUAGCCUCACUUAAAGAUCAAUUGAUAGUAGAAGCAAAUAGACCACAGCAAUUAAUAAAUAAUCCAAAUAAAUUUCCAACAACUAUUCGCCCUGAAAUUCCAUUGAAUACAUCAUCUACUAACCGACGUUCAAUAGAACGCAAAUCUGGAGGACAAGGUGAUUUAUCAUUGAAAGCAUCAUUAUCAAGCGGUGAUAUACGUCGGCUAACAGAUAACGGAAAUACAGAAAUUCGCAAUACAGCAGGAUCAAAAUAUUUAACAAGUAGUCGACCAAAUAGACUUCCAAGACGAUAAUUAAUUUACCUGAUAAAAAAAUAUCUGUCAUAGACUUUAUGAACAUAAUACAAUGUUAAAUUUUAAAACUAGGUAAACAAUGUUCAUCAGGGAUCAACUCAAUCUUAAAAUUAAAAAGAAAAAACAAAACAAGGAUUAUUUAUCUCAAUUUUUUGUCCUAAUGUGUAAACUUUCUUCGUCUCUUGGAGUAUAUCCUUUUUUGUGUAUUCAUAUUACUAGGUUUUCGUAUGUGUUUAUUUUAAGAAACAUGCAAAUUCACUUCUAAAUUACUUUAUACAUAUUAUUUAGAUUUCCAAUUCUUUUUGAGAAGAAAAAAAUGAUUGAGAAAUUAUUAGUUAUUAAAAAUGCGGAACAAUAGUAUUCCUUUCUUUCAAAUUUGAUUUCAUACAAACUUACAAUCCAAAAAAAUAUAGAAUGAUAAAUUCAAGAAAUACUACAAAUGAUAAUCAGAUCACAA